Molecule: messenger RNA, 660 nt
Organism: Ananas comosus (pineapple)
Lineage: Eukaryota; Viridiplantae; Streptophyta; Magnoliopsida; Poales; Bromeliaceae
Exons: 2
Coding region: 74-295 (73 amino acids)
Source: RefSeq, a predicted model, not a curated record
AACCAACCAAUUCAAAAUGCAGCCCAAGUCAACCAGAGCAGAAGGUUGAGAGAGAUUUUGAGGGAGAACAUCGAUGGAGGACUGCAGGCCGCUCGGAUUCUUGAUCGGGCUGCCCUUCGCCGUCCUCGCCUUGGCCUUGUCGCUCGUCGGCGCCGUCGUCUGGAUUCUCGGGAGCGCCGUGAGUUGCAUCUGCCCCUGCUGCAUCUGUUGCGCGGCGCUCGCGAAUCUGGCCGUCGAUCUGAUCAAGCUCCCCGUCCGGGUGAUCAACUGCUUCAUCGAGCAGAUCCCCUGUUGAUCAGCUAGUUUUGCCCUUUACCAAUUUGUUCUACGUUUUUUGUUUUCUGAAUUGUGAAGAUUCAAUGUCCCAGAUGGUCCAUUGAUGUUGUAGUUUAAUUAACCAGAUGUUGUUUCGUUAUUGUUUCCUAUUUUGGUUUGAUUUUUUUUUUCUUUUCCCCCUUUUUCUGGGUUUUGAUUUAAUCAUAGUAUGGAAAGAGUUGACUCGAGUUCGUGCGGUGUCUCAGAACAAGAUCAAUUUUAGACCAGGGGAGAAAAUUUUGUGCACCCAUUUAACGUUAGAUUCACUUAUUGUAAUUGAGUAGUGUAGGUACUGCUUAAUAAAUAAUGCAUUAUUUUACAGAUCUUGAUUACGGUCUUUAGGAA